CGAAAAUUACGUCGGGAAUUUACUGAUGAAGAAACUUUCAUCAUUGUUGAUGAUGAGAAAUAUUUUACUUUUUCAGGUGAAGAAACGCCCGGAAAUGCCGGUUUUUAUUCUUCUGACAAAGAAAACAUGCCGAACGAGGUCAGAUUCAAAUGCAAACAGAAAUUUGAACCAAAAGUAUUAGAUUGGUUGGCGUUAUCCAGCAAAGGCAUGUCAACGCCAUUCAUUGGAGCAACCAAAGGACUGGCAGUGACUGCCGACGUCUAUAUUGGAAAAUGUUUACCAAAAGUGUUGAAACUAAUUGAGAAACAUCAUCUUGGCGACAAAUAUAUCUUUUGGCCGGACUUGGCUAGUUCACACUAUGCUAAAAAAACAUUAGAAUGGCUGAACGAACGAAAAGUGCCGUUUGUCCCAAAAGCUGCCAAUCCACCAAAUGUGCCCAAAGCUCGUCCGAUCGAAGAUUUUUGGUCGAUUUUGGCUGAUAAAGUGUAUAAUGGAGGUUGGGCGGCUACGAACCGAGACGAUUUAGUCAAAAGAAUCAAAUCACAACUGAAAAAAAUUGAUCUAAACGACGUCCAGACCAUGCUGGAAGAUGUCAAAUUAGCAUUACGUUCUCAAGUAACUCUUUUAAAAGUUUGUGCAUUUUAG
Molecule: messenger RNA, 645 nt
Organism: Didymodactylos carnosus
Lineage: Eukaryota; Metazoa; Rotifera; Eurotatoria; Philodinida; Philodinidae
Source: the annotation of a GenBank genome assembly